CUUUAUCACGUGUAAAUUCUCAAUCACUCUCCUUGACGUGUCUUUGUCUCUCUACAUUACCCUCCAUUAUUGACCUCUAAAAGAACAUAUAUACCUUCACAUCUCCUCCAAACAAAAAACUCCUUCACCUUUAUUCUUCCUCCAACCAAAAAUGAAGAAUCAAAUCCACUUCCUCCUCAUUUUCUCUCUCCUCCUCCUACUUUCCACCGCCACUUCCUCUUUCAUCGGCGUCAACUUCGGCCGCGUCGCCGACAACCUCCCACCACCUUCCUCCGUCGCUAACUUCCUCACUUCCCAAACUACCCUCACCUCCGUCAAACUCUUCGACUGCGACCCUCAAAUCCUCCAAGCUUUCGCUAACACUAACAUCUCUCUCACUGUCAACAUUCCCAACGCUAACAUCAUCCAACUCACCGACCCUUCCGCCGCCCAAUCAUGGGUGUCCUCCAACAUCCUCCCUUACCACCCUCAAACCAUCAUCCGCUACAUCGCGGUUGGAAACGAAGUUCACUUCUCUGGGGAUAAAGCCCUUAUAGCGAACACUGUCAAAGCAAUGGAGUCAAUUCACCAAGCACUGCAAUCCUCGAAAAUAACCGACAUCAAAGUUACCACCCCUCACUCCCUCGCCAUCUUACCCCCGUUAAUGUCCCCGAGUUCUGGACACUUCCAGAAGGGGUACGACCACGUCUUCUUCGGCCCGCUGCUGGAAUUCCACAGAAAAACUAAAUCACCUUUCAUGGUUAACCCCUAUCCUUACUUCGGGUUCAAUGCUUCAAUGAUUGAAUUCGCUAUAUUCAAGAAAAACGACGGCGUUUUGGACAAGGCAACUGGGUUAAAGUACUACAACAUGUUUGAUUACUUGAUGGAUGGGGUUUACUCUGCUAUGAAAAGGUUAGGCUAUGAUGACGUGGAUAUAGCUGUUGGUGAAACCGGUUGGCCCUCGGCCGGUGAUCCGGCUACCGAACCGGCGGCUACUUUGGAUAAUGCGGUUUCUUAUAAUGGAAAUUUAGUUAAGCAUUUGAAAUCUGGUAAGGGAACGCCGUUAAUGCCGAACCGGACAUUUGAUACUUAUAUUUUUGCUCUGUUUAAUGAAAAUCUUAAGGAGAGUGUUAGUGAGAGGAAUUACGGUUUGUUUAGACCGGAUUUUAGCCCGGUUUAUGACGUCGGAGUUCUGAAGUCGCCUUCUCAGGCGGGAGGACCCACAGCGGCACCAACGGCUCCAUCGCCGACGGAAUCAGGUGGGAAAUGGUGCGUGGCAAAACCAGAUGCAACUGAUGAUAAAUUACAAGGGAACUUAGAUUAUGUAUGUAGCUUAGGGAUCGACUGUAAGCCAAUACAGGAUGGUGGACCCUGUUUCGAUCCCAAUACUGUUAGAUCUCACGCAUCUUACGCCAUGAACGCUUACUACCACAUCAAUGGUCAGCAAGAUUCCGAUUGUUUCUUUGAUGGCACCGGUGUCGUCACCUCCAGUAACCCUAGUUAUGAAGCAUGUCAGUAUGUGACAUAACGACAUUGGUGGGAUCGUGGGAGCUCCAGAAUUAUUAAUAAAUAUUCAAACUACUACGGAGUACGUAUUUAGGUUAGUAGAUCAUUAAUUUUUAUUAGUUAAUCAUAAACUGUCAGUAAUUAGUACUAUAAGAUGAGUUGGAUGUAUUGUAGUUAGCAAAGAGAGUAUCGCUGCAAUAUUCUUGCAGAUGAUACAUUAUGCUGUUGUGAAUGUACUACCAGUACUGUACUAGUUACUUUAUUUCUUGUGUUGCAAAUUUGCAAUUACAUUAAAGUAUAUAGGUUUUUUCCUGGAAUGUGAUCAAA
Molecule: messenger RNA, 1812 nt
Organism: Chenopodium quinoa (quinoa)
Lineage: Eukaryota; Viridiplantae; Streptophyta; Magnoliopsida; Caryophyllales; Amaranthaceae
Product: glucan endo-1,3-beta-glucosidase-like
Exons: 3
Coding region: 152-1507 (451 amino acids)
Biological process (GO): carbohydrate metabolic process
Cellular component (GO): plasma membrane
Molecular function (GO): hydrolase activity, hydrolyzing O-glycosyl compounds
Source: RefSeq, a predicted model, not a curated record